Molecule: messenger RNA, 984 nt
Organism: Chironomus riparius
Lineage: Eukaryota; Metazoa; Arthropoda; Insecta; Diptera; Chironomidae
Source: the annotation of a GenBank genome assembly
AUGAAAAAUAAAUUAAGGUCGGCUAGCUCUCAGAUCAAGUCACCUGCUGGCUCCAGUUCUGGUGGAGACGAUUCACGUGCGGUGGCGGCAUUAAAUAAGGACAAGGAUAAUGCAACUAACCGAAGCGUAUCGAUGGUUGAUAUGUACAUUGAUAAUUCAGAGCCAAGUGAGAAUGUUGGACAGAUACAUUUCUCACUUGAGUAUGAUUUCCAGAACACAACAUUGAUUCUCAAAGUUAUUCAAGGCAAAGAACUCCCAGCAAAAGAUUUAAGCGGCACAUCAGAUCCAUAUGUUCGAGUGACUCUCCUACCAGACAAGAAGCAUCGCUUAGAGACGAAAAUCAAGCGCCGAACAUUGAAUCCACGCUGGAACGAGACAUUCUAUUUUGAGGGUUUCCCAAUACAAAAGCUACAAUCUAGGAUACUGCACCUUCAUGUAUUCGAUUAUGAUCGAUUCUCGAGAGAUGAUUCGAUCGGUGAGGUGUUUUUGCCAUUGUGUCAGGUUGACUUUACCGGGAAACCUUCAUUUUGGAAAGCUCUCAAGCCACCGUUGAAAGAUAAAUGCGGAGAGCUUCUAUGUUCAUUAUGUUAUCAUCCAUCAAAUUCAAUUCUUACACUUACACUCGUAAAAGCUCGAAAUUUGAAGGCAAAAGAUAUCAAUGGAAAAUCAGAUCCAUACACAAAAGUCUGGCUUCAAUUUGGUGAUAAGCGUAUCGAGAAACGCAAAACGCCAAUAUUUAAAUGUAAUCUCAAUCCACACUUUAACGAAUCGUUUAGCUUCAAUGUGCCAUGGGAAAAAAUUCGUGAGUGUUCACUCGAUGUCAUGGUUAUGGACUUUGAUAAUAUAGGACGUAAUGAAUUGAUUGGACGAAUACUUUUAGCGGGUAAAAAUGGAUCUGGAGCGUCAGAGACAAAGCACUGGCAAGACAUGAUCUCAAAACCACGACAAACAAUUGUGCAGUGGCACCGGUUGAAGCCCGAAUAA